GGGAGAGAGGGGAUGGACAGUCACUCUUCUAGGGGUGACUUUGGGCACCUCCCCCGCCCCCAGGGGCAUCCUGGUUUAGUUUGGAUGGGUUUCCAUACUUGGCUGUGGUGUUGCAGAUUCUGGGGUUAGAAAGGCAGGUCUUGCCAUUUUAAGUUCUGGCGCCUUGAAGGGCCAGCAGAUCGUGAGAGCCAGGCGUGGGAGAUGCCGGGAACCUAAAGCUCUGCUUCCUUCCUAGGCCCUGGCUGUUGCCUCUGUGAAAUGGGCACCUCCUCCACAUGAUGGUCGCAGUGAUCCACUGGGGACGGAGCUGGGGCACGAAGGCACUUGGUCCCUGCCUCACCACGGACCUCCCGGCCUUUCCUGUGGAGGGAUCGAGAUGGACAGAUUCCUACAGAAGCCAGCCCCGGGGGUCCUUUUGGGAAAAACAGGCAAGCAAAAGCCCACCAGAGUAGAGGCAGGAGAAGAUGGAGGAAUGGCAGAGAAGAGGCCCAGGAGAGAGCCCCCGGGGGACACCAGCCACCAGGCAGGCCUGAGCUGGAGGCAGAUUCGUGGGGAGGGUCUGAACUGUGAUUACACCAUCCUGUUUGGCAAAGCAGAGGCGGACAAGAUUUUCCGCGAGUUGGAGCAAGACGUGGAGUAUUUUACUGGCCUUACGCUGUCUCCAAAGCCCUGGCUUCCAGUUCUGGAACGCAUCCGGGAUCGAGUCUCUGACGUGACAGGACAGACCUUCAACUUCGUGCUCGUCAACAGGUAUAAAGACGGCUGUGAUCACAUUGGAGAGCACCGAGACGAUGAGAGGGAACUGGCCCCCAGGACCCCCAUUGCCUCCGUGUCCUUCGGUGCCUGCCGGGAUUUCUUCUUCCGGCACAAGGCCUCCCGAGGGAAGCCUGGUGGCCGGCUGGGGGACACAGUCAGGCUGCAGCUGGCCCACGGGAGCUUGCUCAUGAUGAACCACCCGACCAACACUCACUGGUACCACAGUCUCCCCGUCCGCAAGAAGGUUCUGGCUCCACGGGUCAACUUGACAUUUCGUAAAAUUCUGCCUAAGAAAUGAGAGAUGUUUGUAACAGUUAGCAUGACUGUCUCCUCCUUCUCUGUCUAUUCUGAGUGAGCCUGAAGCACAGAGGCAGCUUGGUGACUUUUAUUUUUUUUGGGCCAGUCCUGGGGCUUGAACUCAGAGCCUGGGUGCUGUCCCUGAACUUUUGUGCUC
Dipodomys spectabilis (banner-tailed kangaroo rat) is the source of this 1210-nucleotide messenger RNA. RefSeq names its product alkB homolog 2, alpha-ketoglutarate dependent dioxygenase (gene Alkbh2). The coding region runs from base 377 to 1054 and encodes 225 amino acids. The transcript is spliced from 3 exons. Gene Ontology annotation, biological process: DNA repair. NCBI's taxonomy places the organism in Eukaryota, Metazoa, Chordata, Mammalia, Rodentia, Heteromyidae. The record is from RefSeq and is a predicted model, not a curated record.